Molecule: messenger RNA, 1755 nt
Organism: Paraglomus brasilianum
Lineage: Eukaryota; Fungi; Glomeromycota; Glomeromycetes; Paraglomerales; Paraglomeraceae
Source: the annotation of a GenBank genome assembly
AUGUCCGAGCCAAGAAUCGCUAUUCUUUCGGUGUAUGAUAAAACUGGAUUGAUCGAACUAGCAAAGGAACUUCACGCUCUCAAUGUUCGUCUGCUUGGUUCUGGUGGCACUGCAAAGAAAAUUCGUGAAGCCGGAAUACCAAUAACGCAAAUCGCGUUUAUCGUGUCGUUAUAUUCAUCGACGUUCUGGAUCAUAUUUAAACCGUCAGGCAUACUUGCUCGUGACAUACCAUCCGAUGAGGCAGAUCUAGCUAAGCAGAACGUAAAAAAGAUUGAUUACGUAGUGUGCAAUCUUUAUCCAUUUAAAGAAACUGUUGCAAAAGAAGGAAUAGCAAUUCCUGAAGCGGUCGAAGAGAUUGACAUUGGAGGGGUCACGCUGUUGCGAGCCGCCGCGAAGAACCAUAAUCGGGUCACUAUACUAUCUGACCCUAAAGAUUAUCCAAACUUUUUAACAGAAUUAAAAGCCAAUGGCAGUGUCAGCGAAGACACACGAAAACUAUUGGCAUUGAAGGCAUUCAGCCAUACUGCCGAUUAUGACGAUGCUAUUUCAAAUUACUUUAGACAACAAUAUGCGAAAGACGUUUCUCAGAUGGCCUUACGCUAUGGUGCUAAUCCUCAUCAAACACCUGCACAAAUAUUCGUAAAGAAUGGAGAAUUACCUAUAAAAGUUCUUGCUGGAGCCCCUGGCUAUAUCAAUAUACUCGAUGCUCUCAAUUCGUGGCCAUUAGUCAAGGAACUUAAAGCAGCAUUGAAACUCCCAGCUGCUGCCUCAUUCAAACAUGUCUCACCUGCUGGAGCAGCCGUCGGGCUUCCGCUUUCCGAUGUUGAGAAAAAGGCAUACUUUGUUGAUGAUCUUGGAGAAUUGACCCCUUUAGCUAAUGCCUAUGCACGCGCACGAGGUGCUGAUAGAAUGUCUUCAUUCGGGGAUUGGAUUGCACUAAGUGAUAUUGUCGACGUUUCUACUGCAAAUGUCAUCCAUCGAGAGGUGUCAGAUGGUGUAAUUGCUCCUGGAUAUGAGCCCGAAGCACUGGAAAUAUUAAAGCAAAAGAAAUCCGGAAAGUAUACAAUUCUUCAGAUCGACCCAGAAUAUGAGCCAUCUGAGAUAGAAACACGUCAAGUAUAUGGUAUUUAUCUCCAACAAAAGCGAAAUAAUGCUCGAAUCGAUGCGGAUAUGUUCUCAAACAUAGUGAGCAAGAAUAAAGAUCUACCUGAAUCAGCGAUUAGAGAUUUGAUCGUGGCUACAAUAGCACUAAAGUACACGCAAUCCAACUCUGUUUGUUAUGCCAAAGAUGGUAUGGUCGUUGGUCUUGGUGCUGGCCAACAGUCUCGCAUUCAUUGUACGCGUCUAGCAGGCGACAAGGUGGAUAACUGGUGGUUACGACAGCACCCCAAAGUUCUUGCGUUUGACUUUAAGGAAGAUAUAAAAAGAUCAUAUAAAAGCAACGCGAUUGAUCUUUAUAUUCUGGAUAAAAUUGGAGAGGGUCUUGAGCGAGAGUAUUGGGAAUCACUAUUCAACACUGUUCCCGAGAUGUUAACAGCAGAAGAACGAAAAGCUCAUUUAGCUUUUCUCAAAGGAGUUGCAUUGUCGUCUGAUGCAUUCUUUCCGUUCCCUGAUAGUGUCUAUCGUGCAUACCAAUCUGGAGUUUCCUAUAUUGCUGCCCCAAGCGGUUCCAUCCAAGAUAGCUAUGUUGUAAGCGCGGCAGACGAGAACGAUUUAGUGAUGGUACAUACAAGCGUUCGACUAUUCCAUCAUUAG